AUGUCAUCCCAUUCGUCCGUGAAAAGUUCGCCGUCGUACGUUUCCUCUACGGGGAAUACAGCCACGCUGAGCCAUGGCACACGCUCCUCCAGCAACCACCGACGCCGGAAUACCAGCUUGACGGAGCCGCGCAUCGCGCCGACGCGGAUGACGGCGUUUGAGCGGCUUAGCCUCAUUCGGAAUGCCCUCACGCGGCUGCAGGACGUCUUGGAGCGGGCCCUACACAUGGCGACCCUCGACCAGGCCGGUGGCGAGGUCGUCGAGGAGUUUUGGGAGCAGCUCGGCCAUGCCGUACCGCGGUGGUUUUAUAACCACGAAACCGUCAGCCGCUCUGGGGCCGGUGGGCCGAGCCAGCAGCGCGCGAUUUAUGAGGGGGUGUUGAGUAUACAAAAAUUAGCAGAAAGGGCGUUGGAUGCGACCAGCCCACGGAAGAGCUCAGAGGCCGAGCACGUCUACAAGGGCCUUAAGCACGGUCUUGUCUCGAAUGCCCUUGACAACCUUCGUGAACUGGAGGAGCUGCUCAGCCACAAACCAGGGGAGAUGUUCACGCGCAUUCAUACUGGUCUUCUUCAAGACCAGGUUGCAAUCCACAUCAACGAUUACGACGCGUUUACCAACGUCCACCUCCUUGCGAUGAUACAGGAGAUGCUUAAUGAAGGCGUCUUUUACAGUGCUCCCGUGAUGAGCGAGUCCUCGCAGCGCGCAAGCCCUGCGGGAGUUUUCUCCGUAAUGCUUCUCGACGUCGCCGUGGGCGUACGUCCAACUAAAAGCGCGCGGAUGGUGCUGGAACACGCGAAGAUGAGUAUCCAAAAAGUCGAAAACCGCAUCGUCAUUGCCCACAAGGCCCUAGAAGGGCUCUACCCCAGCAGCGGCUCUGACCUCCGAGCUGCUGCAAACACGGAAAGCCAAUUCCAGGCGUACACGGUGAUGCUCGAUCGCAUUCGCUCCUCCCUUAACGAGCUUUCCCAGAUGCAAGGCCGCUGGGAAACUGAGGAGGACGACAUCUUUGGCGCCGCUGCCUCCGGGGAUUAUGACCUCAACGUCCUUCUGCAGACGAAGUCCUUAAAAGAGAUGGAGAUCGUCGAGGAGGCGCGGCGCAUCUACGACACGACCCUCCACGCCUGUCUUCCUUUUGCCUCGCCGCAGUACCACCGGCGCUACGCGGAGACCUACGGCCAGCCCUGCCACCUCCGCAUCGCCCUCCACUUCGCCGCCCCCUCCGGCCCCUCGCGGCGGGUCUUUACGAUGACCCCGCAGUUCGCGUCGUUAAUCGCCUCGCGGAGCCUCCCGGAGGAGGCCCACCAGCGCUAUGCCUACCUCGCCCCCAGCAGGGAUGAGCUUUGGAUGGCCUGGGGGGAGUUCCCCGAGAUGGUAAAAGGCACUCGGUGCGUCCUGCGCGGCGUGCACGCCCGGCUCGACCACUUCAGGGCCCUGGAGGAGCAGAAGGAGAUCGGAGGGUACUUCGUGGUCAACGGGAACGAGCGAAUUCUCCGCCUGCUUCUCAUGCAGCGCAGCAACAUCGCUAUCAACAUCGAGCGCGAUCGGUUUGAGCAGCAGGGGCCGAAUUUCUUAUCGAAGGCCGUGCUGAUCCGCAGCAAGCGCCCCAGUGGGAUCACGGUGCAGAACUACUUUUAUUAUACCUCCGUCGGGGAGAUCGUCUUCAGCUUCGCGCGGAAGGUGAUCUGGCAUAUCCCACUUCCCCUACUUCUGCUCGCCACCAGCACCCAAUGCAUCUCCACCGUGGAGCUUUACCGAUUCCUGACGAUCGGGAUGCCCGAGGACCACCACCUCGCGCGCGUCGAGGUUUUGAUUCAGCAGCACCUAAAGAAGCCCUACAGCGGGUUAACGAAUUACCUCGACUUCAUCACCGUGCUCGGGCGGAUGUACCGCGGGUACCACCAAAACUCCAACGCCUUUCACUUUCUCCCGCAGUUCGUGCGGGGCGGGGAGAGGCUCCCGCAGCAUGACGCCUGGUAUGGGGUUUUUCUUCUCCGCCGCCACCUCCUCCCGCACCUCAACGGUGACGUCCCGACGCCGGACCUCGCGCCCGAGGCGGACGCCGCGGCGCUGCGCCGUUGGCUCCCGCGCGGCCUCCUCGACGAGCUCGACCGCAAGUUCGACGCCCUCAUCGCCAUCACCCGCCAGCUUUAUUGCUUUGUUGGCGGGCAGUCCGCACACCAGGGGAACGACUCCCCGGCCUACCAGGAGCUUUUCAGCAUCUCGCAGGUCCUUAUGGGGGCCUUUGAGGUCUGUCUGAACCGCUUUUUCAGGGUCUUCGCGCUUCACUUCGGUCGCCACCUGCCGGAGAGCCUACUUCACACCGUCUUGGGAGGGACGAAAACGGGAAGGGCGGGGGAGGUGAUGCGGCAGCUGCGGGAGUACACGGGCUACGCCGCUCGGCAUAGCGCCACCGACCCGCUUGAGCCGCUCCACCGCUUUUUCAUCACCGGCAACCUCAACCUCGACCGCGAGGAGGACUUUUACUACCCGCAAACCAGUGGAUGGGUCGUGAUGGCGGAGCACCUUAAUUUUUACCGCUUUUUUGAGCAGCUCCGCUGCGUGCACCGCGGCCGAACCAUCGCCGGGAUGCGCUCGAGCGAGGUGCGGAAGUACCCUUGUGAGUCCUUCGGCUUUAUCUGCAUGGUGCACAGCCCCGACGGGGAGGACUGCGGCGUGCUCAACCACCUCAGCAUUUCCACCAUCGCCGCGGAGGCCUUUGACGUAUCGCCCGAUUCCGCCCCGCGGCGGCAGAUCGAGGCGUGGGUGGGGGAGGUUUUGCCGAACCUGCGGAGCCGUCGCGGGCAGGUUUCCCUUCUCGAUCGCCUCCUGGCGACGGUGCCGGUGUGGGUGGAGGGCGAACUGCGGGGCUACGCCACCGCCGCCGAGGCCCUUCACGCGGCCGAGGAGCUGCGGCUCCGUAAAACCAUUACGCGGCGCGCACUCAUCGACGCGAACGGCCUCACCCGCCGCCGCGAUGUGUCCGUUUUACACACCUUGGAGGUGGUUUACGUGGCGCCCGGUGAGAAGGAUCCGGCCGGGCUUUAUCUCUUUUACGGCGGCGGCCGCCUCAUGCGCCCGGUCCAGCGCAUCGAAACGGAAUCGUCGGGGUCUGCGGUGGCGCCGUCCGAGAAGGCGCUCGCCUUCCCGCUGGUUUAUGUAGGGACGUGGGAGCAAACCUGGCUGGAUAUUGCCAGCGUCCCGAGCGAUCUCCUCGACGCGGUCACGCAGCUUAAUCGCAAGUUCAUCUACAUGGAGCAGUCCGGGAGCAACAUCCUUUCCCUGACCAGCGCGACGAUCCCUUUCUUCGAGUACAACUGCUCGCCGCGAAAUUUAUUUCAGUGCGGCCUCAGCAAACAAUCGGCGGGCACGCAGCUGCAGGCGAUGAGCUGGCGGAAGGAGGCGAAGUUAUUCCGCAUGUACACCCCGCAGCGAUACCUUUCACGGACCCUUCCCAUGGAUUACUUCGACCUCGACGAUGUCAACCUCGGCGUGAACGCGGUGGUGGCGAUUUUGGCCUACACCGGCUUUGAUAUGGACGACGCGGUGAUUUUGAACAGCACCGCCUCGCAGCGCGGGAUGUUGAACGCCGGGGUGACGAUCGCCAAGAUCGUCCACGCCUCGGGCCGGGGCGAGAAGGACGACCUUUUUGUCUUCCACAACCUCGUCGACGUCGAGCGCGGGGAGUGUUUUAGCGCGGAGUUGCAGCCGAACGGGCUGCCGCUGCCCCGCGCGAUCCCCGACGCCGCCGGCUUCGAUCUCGCCGACCACGCCCACCCCUCGUUGGGCGAUCCCACGCCGGUGUACUGCUGCGCGAAGCGGGUUGCCCGGGCGAACCCCCUGACGAACCGCGUCGAGUACGUCUACACCCACCACCAGACGACGAAGUGGCAGCACUUCGACCGGGGCGAGCGGGGGUGGGUGGAUCGGGUGGUCCCCCUGGCCUACGACGGGCCGGACCCGGUGAGCGCGAUGCUGAUCUUCCGCAUCCCGCGGCCCCCGGCGGUCGGGGACAAGUUCGCCUCCCGCCACGGCCAAAAAGGGACGCUGCCGCUGCAGAUCCGCGCGCACGACCUCCCUUUCACCACCCGCGGCGGCCUCACGCCGGACGUGAUCAUCAACCCCCACGCCUUCCCCUCCCGCAUGACCGUCGGGAUGGUGCUGGAGAUGCUCACGGGGAAGCUCGCGGCGCUGGAAGGGCGGUUUGUGGACAACAGCGCGUGGGCGCUGGCCGGGGAGCGGCCCCGGGCGGCCGAGGCGAUCGGCGAGGCCCUCGCCCGCGCGGGCUUCAGCCGCCACGGCCGGGAGUCCCUCGUGGACGGGGUCAGCGGCGAGGCGAUGGAGGCGGACGUCUUUGUCGGGGUCGCGGGCUAUCAGCGGCUGCGGCAUAUGGUGAACGACAAAUGGCAGGCCCGCGCCCGCACCGACGCCCACACCCACCGCGCCGUCACCAAAACCGGGCAGCCGGUGAAAGGGCGCAAACGCCACGGCGGGGUUCGCGUGGGGGAGAUGGAGCGCGACGGCCUCCUCUCCCACGGCGCGAGCGAGGUUGUGGUGGACCGUCUUAUGCACGUCUCGGACAAGACCAGGGCCUUUAUCUGCGUCCACUGCGGCGGGCUGCUCUCGAUCUACGAGCGCUACGCGUCGGAGUACGCCACGUGGAAGACCUGCCGAUUCUGCGGGGCGGGCACCGACGAAGGGACGGAUAAGAUCGCCAUGGUGGAGAUCCCGCAGGUGCUGAGGCUGUGGGCGUCGGAGCUCACAAGCAUUGGUAUCCGCGUCGUGCUGAAGACCUCAUAA
This is a messenger RNA of Phytomonas sp. Hart1, 4797 nucleotides long. The record is from the annotation of a GenBank genome assembly. Lineage: Eukaryota; Euglenozoa; Kinetoplastea; Trypanosomatida; Trypanosomatidae.